Fusarium verticillioides 7600 is the source of this 351-nucleotide messenger RNA. RefSeq lists its product as hypothetical. The record is from RefSeq and is a predicted model, not a curated record. The transcript is spliced from 2 exons. Bases 1 to 351 code for a protein of 116 amino acids. Lineage: Eukaryota; Fungi; Ascomycota; Sordariomycetes; Hypocreales; Nectriaceae.
AUGUCUCCAAGCCCAACAUAUAUUCUAGCAGACGUGCUUGCUGUUGCGCGAAUACACCCAUUCUAUUGCUCUACUCAGUACCCACCGGAUAAUACUGCCAUCCAGCAUGCAAGAGAGGAAGCGGCAUCGAAGUACGAUCAACCUGACUUGACGUCGUGGCCAUUGCUUCUAAAAGCCGACUUGUAUACCGUAAUCGAACGGCUUAUCAACGACACCGACCCGAGGAACACGUAUGGCCACAAUGUCUACACCAGCGUUACGGGUGGGGGAGGCGGUGUCUCAAAACCUUUGUUCUUCGCGACAGAUGCGCUCGAGAAUCGUCGGCAUAGAGCCUUUUUGGCGAGUUUCUAA